GUUUAUUAUUGGGGCGUCCAGAUCUGGAAAAUCGUGCCUGGCGUUCGACAAACGUCCAAACCAAUUUAAAGUAAUUUUAGCUAACGUCCAAACCUAUUUUUGUUUUUCAAUUGGUCCAAAAGGUGGAAUCUCCACUUCAAGAGCUCAACUCGACCUGACAGGACAGUGGAAUUAAUCACGUUGACUCAAUCAGCAAAGCGGUGGUAGAACUUAUACACGUGCGCAUCAGAGAUCAAAGCUUAUUUCAGAAACUGUAACCUCCACACGACCGCUGAAAUUACGUUGUCGCGGUCUCUCCCUAGCAGGUCUAGGGUUUGAUUUUCCUUAGCAGAUCUAAGGUUUAGUUCUUCCGACUGGUGAAUCCCCUUCACUUGUGUCCGGCGCUGGGAUUGGAUUUGAGGCAGAUUGACGAGAAUCCUUGCCCAAGCUUGACGACAUCGAAGCUAGAGUUCGGUGAUCAAUUUUUUCGUGAGCAGGGUAGCAAGGGCAUGACAGCGAUGAAGAUGAACGCUAGCGGUGGAUUUGCUACGAGCGCGAGACGAGGAGAGGUGCACGGAUUUCGAGCAGGCCAGAUGACGAUUGACAAUGGAGGAUCAAUUAGAAUGGUACCAAGGUCACGGCCUCCUCCUGAACCACCGCCAUGGGUUGUACGAGGUGUUAGAGUCUGUGGAAGUUUUCCUAUUAGUUAUUUUUAUUCAGUCAUUUGGCUUCUUGUUAUAGUCUAUGUUGUUAGGUUUGUAAGUUUGCUUGGGAAUUCAGCCUUUUUUAUGUCAUUGAGUAUGUUUGGAUCUAUAGGAACAGGGAUGGCUAUGUCAAGCCCGCUACAUGGUUAGCGAUUCACGUUGCUCUUUCAGGUGUGACUGUCUCUAAGUCUGAUCAUAGGGUUUACAGUCGUAGUUAUUGGAUUUUAGUUGGUGUCAAUUUUGUUUUUCUUUUGAUUGAUGUAAUGAUCCUGAACCUUAUGAUAUGAAAGAAGGUUAAGCUAGUUGACGAUAAA
Messenger RNA from Cuscuta europaea, 997 nucleotides. NCBI's taxonomy places the organism in Eukaryota, Viridiplantae, Streptophyta, Magnoliopsida, Solanales, Convolvulaceae. The record is from the annotation of a GenBank genome assembly.